Molecule: messenger RNA, 1269 nt
Organism: Sporisorium graminicola
Lineage: Eukaryota; Fungi; Basidiomycota; Ustilaginomycetes; Ustilaginales; Ustilaginaceae
Exons: 1
Coding region: 1-1269 (422 amino acids)
Cellular component (GO): cytoplasm
Molecular function (GO): oxidoreductase activity
Source: RefSeq, a predicted model, not a curated record
AUGUCGGGUCCGCCUACAGACGCUAACGGCAACAACAGACCUGCUGGUCAACCGACAACUACAGUGAUUGUCGGAGCGGGGAUCAUGGGAUCUUGUCUAGCCAACAUUUUGGCCACCCGUGGGCAUUCGGUUGUUCUCAUCGACCGAUCCGUCCGCGGAUUGCCCGGUAGUACAGGACACGCGCCGGGAUACGUCGGACAAUUUAACGCCAUCCCUGCGCUCACGACGCUUGCUGUGCGUUCUGUGGAAAGGUACGUCACCAUUCCGAAAGCGUUCAACAGGGUGGGAGGUUUAGAGGUCGCACUUACGGACACCGAACAAGAGAAGCUGGAGAAGCGAUGUGCUGAAGCGAAACUGGAAGGAAUGAGUGCGACGUUGGUGGAUGCAGCCAUUGCGCACGCUAAAGCUCCCUUCUUCGUGGUCGAAUCCAAAGUCAAAGGUGCACUCUGGUUCGAAAACGACGGAACAGCCGAUGGUCCCCUUAUCGCUUUGUACGAACAACAGCAGGCUCAGGCAAAGGGCGCCAAACUCGUGGAUGCCGACGUUGUGUCAGUCGAACAGGGACGUGUCAUUUUAAGCCAUGGCUUAGGCACCGUGGAAGCGGACAACGUGGUGGUGUGCGCUGGAAUCUGGACCACCAGCCUGCUGGCCGGUCUAUCUGUCGUGCCGGUAGCACACCCGUAUGCAUAUACGCAGGAACGUGAGGCGCGCCAACUACGUACGCCCUUUGUGCGUUAUCCCGAGACGCACAUCUAUGUUCGCGAUCACGGUCUCAAGGACGGUGUCGGAUGCUACGCUCACGAUCCCAUUGCCGUUGCUCAAUCGGAAAUCACAAAUAGUGCCUAUGGAGCAUGGCAUUCUUCUUUCGAACAAGCCCUUACCGACUCGUUAUCCGUGCUUCCCACUGAAACGCGAGACACUUUCGACAAUUCGCCGCAAACAGCAGGAAAGGAUAGGGUGUUCAACGGCUUGUUCAGCGUCACUCCGGAUGCAUUGCCGCUUGUCGGCAAAGUCAAGCAAGGCAGUAACGUGUAUGUCGCUACCGCUGCAUGGGUUACUCACGCUGCAGGAUGCGCUCUGCUGGCCGCCGACAUCAUUGAUGACACCGUUCACACCAAGGACGAUUGGCUGGUCAGCCAGCUGGAUCCACACAGGUUUGAUGGUCGUGAGUCUGGCGAGCUGCAGAGCCAAGCGCUAUCGACCUACAACGACAUUUACAACAAGGAACUUGCUACCGCUUCCGAUUCCGCCGGCCUAGUAGUUCACUGA